This is a messenger RNA of Paralichthys olivaceus (Japanese flounder), 2725 nucleotides long. It is a transcript of the gene septin9a, whose product is annotated as septin 9a. Gene Ontology annotation, biological process: intracellular protein localization; cytoskeleton-dependent cytokinesis. The record is from RefSeq and is a predicted model, not a curated record. Lineage: Eukaryota; Metazoa; Chordata; Actinopteri; Pleuronectiformes; Paralichthyidae. Gene Ontology annotation, molecular function: molecular adaptor activity; GTP binding; GTPase activity. Gene Ontology annotation, cellular component: cell division site; septin complex; septin ring.
GAGAGGGCUUGGAUCAGUGAGCUGCUCAAUCCUUUUUUACUUCCCUCCCCUCCUCUCUCUUUCACGGGUCUCCUAAUUUGGGAUUUGUUUAAAAAGCAGGACUGCGCCUCAGGAAGACUUUUCCUUGCUGGGGAAAGGGAACCCUGCUCCCUCUUCUCUUGCAUUACACACACACACACACACAAACACCUUCUCCCCAAAAUGUCUGAUUCCACUGUCAACGCUCACUUGGAAGGGAUCAUAUCAGACUUUGAAGCACUGAAACGGUCGUUUGAGGUGGAGGAGGCGGAUUCAUCCACACACCCCUCGCCCCUGUCUCGUCGGACCACCAACCCUCUCCGCUCAUCAACGACUUCCACAUCCAGCCAGCGGAGCUACGACCUGAGCUCCCGCAACUCUGACUACUCCUCCUCCAGAUCUUCCCCCUCCGAGUCCUCUAAUCCACGUUCCCCAAAUACCGGCAUGAGGCGCAUCGAGCUAUCAGGGGGUCGUAACCCCGACACAGCCUCUUCCCGCCGCACAGAAAUCUCCAUUGAGGUCUCCUCCAAGCAAAUUGACAACUCGCCCAGCGCUGGCAUUGCCCGCUUUGGCCUCAAACGACCAGAGGUAAGCCUGGGCAGUCGGAGCACCCCUCUUGAGAGCUCCUCCAACUCCAUCUCCACUUCCACAAACAGGCGUGCAGAGCUCAGCAUGGCACGGUCAAGUGAACCCCCUGCCCCUCCGAGGAGGAUGGAUGCCCAGCUGUCCUCUGCCCCAGUCUCUAGGAUUCCUGACCCCCCCCAGAGGAAAGCAGAGCCCCCAUCCCCCAUCCUCAGCCCAGCUGAUGGAGUCUCCCGGAGGCCAGAUAUGCCCGUCUUCAGACAGCCAGACGGUUUAGUGCCAGGCAGCGCGAUGGAGAACAACAACAACCACCCACCUCCUGCACCUAGUGCUCCUCUGCCUUCCCUGGCAGAGCCACGGGUGGAGAGGGUGCAGUCACCCAUCACAGAGACACCCACGGCCCGACCAACAGACAGGCCAGAGGUGAUUUCCAGCUACAGUGGCACGACCAUGUCUGAGGCAGUUAUGCCCGAUGCUGUGGUGUCCCCAGCGAUGGGUGGCCUGUACGGGGAGAAGGUCGGUGGCCCUGUGGUGGACUUCAGUUACGUGGGUAUUGACGCCAUUCUGGAGCAGAUGAGGAGGAAGGCCAUGAAGCAGGGUUUUGAGCUCAACAUUAUGGUUGUGGGACAGAGUGGCCUGGGAAAGUCUACUCUAAUGAACACGCUGUUCAAGUCGAAAGUCAGCCGUAAGUCUGUGCUGGCUACAGCCCAGGAGAAGAUCCCCAAAACAAUCGAAAUUAAGUCCAUCAGUCACGACAUUGAGGAGAAGGGAGUGAGAAUGAAGUUGACGGUCAUUGACACUCCAGGGUUCGGCGACCAGAUCAACAAUGAGAACUGCUGGCAGCCUAUCAUGAAGUUCAUUAACGACCAGUAUGAGGCGUACCUGCAGGAGGAGAUCAACAUCAAUAGGAAGAAAAGGAUCCCAGACUCCAGAGUUCACUGCUGCAUAUACUUCAUCCCCCCGACCGGACACUGUCUGCGGCCUCUUGAUGUAGAAUUCAUGAGACGUCUCAGUAAAGUGGUCAACAUUGUCCCAGUCAUUGCCAAGGCAGAUACUCUCACCCUGGAGGAGAGGGACUUCUUCAAGAAGAAGAUCAGGGAAGAGCUACGAGCCAACGGGAUUGAUGUUUACCCUCAGAAGGAAUUUGAUGAGGAUGCAGAGGACAGAAUGAUCAACGAGAAGAUCAGGGAGAUGAUCCCAUUUGCUGUGGUGGGCAGUGACCAGGAGUACCAGGUCAAUGGCAGGAGGCUGCUGGGGAGGAAGACCAAGUGGGGAACCAUUGAAGUUGAGAACAUAGCCCACUGUGAGUUUGCCUAUUUACGGGAUCUCCUCAUCAGGACCCAUAUGCAGAACAUUAAGGACAUCACCAGCAGCAUCCACUAUGAAAUGUACCGCGUGAGGCGCCUCAAUGAGAACAACUCAGUGACGGCUCACGCCAACGGUAUCCCAGAGCAUCAUCUUGCCGCCCAUGAGAUGUAGACGCCACCUGCCGAGCCGCUGUUGACCUCAGCUGUGUGUAACUCACCUGCUAUGAGACUUUAACCUUCAUUGACAGCCUCCCCCCUCCAUGCCAGCCCCCAUCUCACAGGUGGGACAGAAACUUAAAAGCUCGCCAGAGGGACCUUUUUUCCAACAUUUUUGGCGGCUUAAUGGACAGUUCACAUCAGUUUAUUGCCCCUAUAGCAAACACUACCCCUUCACGAUCGCUGACGGAGAGUGAGGAGAAGUUUGAUUCUUCACGAUUCGCUGCAGCUUGACUUUUUUUUAACCUGCUUCCAGAUUUCAGCUAUCCUCGGCGGUUUGUACUUGUGGUGCCAAAGUUUCAGCAUCUGCCAAACAGGACGGACUGACACGAUGCAAUAUGAGUCAGACAGCUUCACCUUUAUCAGUAACAUGUUAACCUUGUCCACUUUCACCUAUUUUUCAAGUUUGAUUGUUUUUAGCAGCGUUUGUAAGAAUUGAUGCCGUAACAGAAGUUUUCUGUUGUCGUUGACGUUCUGACUUUGAUUAUUGCACUUGAUCACUACAUUGUGUGUUGAUAUGUUGGUGAGUGGCUGUGCAGCACUUUGCCAACAUGUGACACACACACACACACACACACACACACACACACACACACACACAC